Drosophila ficusphila is the source of this 5437-nucleotide messenger RNA. RefSeq lists its product as uncharacterized. NCBI's taxonomy places the organism in Eukaryota, Metazoa, Arthropoda, Insecta, Diptera, Drosophilidae. Gene Ontology annotation, molecular function: helicase activity; transcription termination site sequence-specific DNA binding; protein binding. Bases 111 to 5204 code for a protein of 1697 amino acids. Gene Ontology annotation, cellular component: nuclear body. Gene Ontology annotation, biological process: termination of RNA polymerase II transcription. The record is from RefSeq and is a predicted model, not a curated record. The transcript has 7 exons.
GCGGUCACACUGAACACAACUGCCGCAAUUUUGGUUUCUAAUUUCAUAAAAAAAAGGAAAUAAUUUUAUUCUUUUCAUUCAGAACAGAGCGUAAGGGACAGUUGCCCAGGAUGAGCGGGUGGUAUCUGCAGCACGUUACCACUGGCCGCCGCUACAUCCUGUACAACGGAGAUAAUUCGGUGGGUCGCCACUCGCGCUGCAGGAUUGUCCUAGGCGCAACCUACCAAUAUGUGUCUCGGGAACACGCGAAACUUAUCGUCAGCGACAAUGAAGUUAUAUUGGAGACGCUGAAUCCUCUGAACGGAAUCUUCGUUAAUAACGGCAAGCUGGGCUCAAAAAUCAGAAGGAUGGCAGUGGAGGAUGGCUGCACUAUUAGCCUAGGAGUUUCGGGCGUGGAUGUCAGUGAAAUAACAAGCCUUCAUGCUAUAUUUUACCUAAGGAAAAUGGCACCCAAUGUGGCGGAGGUCAUCAUCUCGUCCGACGAUGACGACACAACGCCGCUGCCCGCCGUGAAGUCCUCCUCGGGCAAGUUGCCCACCGAAUUCAACCUUAAUCAGCAAAUUCCCGAGAUGGGGAACAUUCAGAAUGAGGAGGAGCAGCCCUCAAGCUCCGGCUUGCAUCUUCCAAAAAUACCAGUUGUCAAGCAGGAGGCAUUAAAGGCCGCAACUGAAAAUAUUAAAACAAUCUUUGGCGAGGCCAACGAGGAUAUACUCCUUCCCAUUCUAGACAUUAAUCCAUAUCUUUUCAACGAGCUAAACAACAAGACCGUAGGUGUUGCAACCGCUCACUCAAAAAUUUUCGACGGCGACGUCAUUGAACUGGAUACAGAUGUAAAUAAGGAGCAGCCGGAUUCGGAAAGGCAACAGCAAAUCGACAGUGGAUUGGCACCGCCAAAACAAAUCGACGUUAUUGAAUUGGAAAUGGGUGCAAAUAAAGAAAAUUCAGAGUCGGAAAAGCCGCAGCAAGCCGCCGAGGCCUUGCCGCGUGAAGAAAUCGGUGAGGAGGAGCUCGAAGAGAACUAUGCCCAUUCUCAGGCUGUAUAUAUGGAAAUGAAAACUGAAAUGGCCUAUGGCGAUGAGGAAGAGGACUUCCUUAACAAUAAUGGCCUUGAUGACGUAGCACAAGGGUCCCCCUCGGGCUCUGCUUACGAUGACGACGUCGUCAUCAACAUCAGUGAUUCUGAUGACGAUGAGCUGUACGAUAAGGUGGCCGACUGGUCCAAGCUUCUCAGUCAAAAUGUGGUUCCAGAUGUGCACCAAUUGUCCCAGGCAUACCCGAUGCAGGAGGAAGAAGAUUCAGACUCGGAUCGGGAUGUUGGAAACAAGUUGCCAAGGGCUCUACGCAUAAUCUCCUCUAGUGAGGAUGAGUCUGGCGACGAGGUCAUGUCUUCGAACGAUCACGUUGUGCGCCAAGCCGACAGCACGACUUCAGAUCACCCGAUUCGAGAUUUCUCGGUGCGCGUAAAAAAAUACAAAUUUAACGACGAUGUUAGCUCCACUGAAAGAGUUGAACCCAUUUCGGAGAAUGAUAAACCAAAGCCCAAAUCUUGCCUAAAAACUUUGACUAAGGAAGCUGUUAAUGACAAUGAUAAAAUGGAGGAAACUGGGUCGUCAUCCAAAGAUGAAGCGGAUCCAUCUACAAGACUACUCGACAACCGCUCAAAGUCCAGUAACAUGGAACGAACUGAGAAAUCGGAUGAGCCACUAACCAACAACGAAACGGAAAAUUUAAAAGAGAAUACUCGCGACAUGGAAACUGUUGAUAACCGUGAGGAAUUGGUGGUAAUACUUGAAGCUCCUAAGACUCCAGAAAAUAUUGAAAAGCCUAAAAGAAAUUAUAAAAAAAGGACAACCAAAGAAAAAACUGAGCCAAUCAAAAAACCACUUCGCAGCCGUUCAAAGUCCUGUUACUUUGACCGACCAGUGAAGGAAGAACCAAAAGACAACAAAAAAAAAGAAUCUCCAGAGGAAUCUAAAAAACCCGAUAAAAAGGAAGCAGAUGUAAACAAAUCUUCGAUACGCCACAGACGCAAGACAAUAAAUAACCGAGAAGAAUUUGAAGCCAUUGUUGAGGAAACCCAUCGUUAUACGCCGACGAAGCCUAAUUUAACUAACCCGGUAAAUGGUGAACUUCCCAGUUCAUCGAAAAGCCCUGCCAAAAGAAGCCCUCGUCUGCUUAACCGUUCAAAAUCAUGCUGUGUGGAUAGUCUUCUCACAGCCAAUGAGAUUACGCCAACGAAAAGCGAUACCUCUACAAGAGUUCAGAACUCGAGUGAAGCUAGAUUGACACGCGGACCAUCCGUUAUUGAGGCUCCAUGCUUACCCAGCCAUCGUGGAAAGUUGCGAGGGGUUUCGGCAGAGGUUAAGAGAACAAAUAAAGAUAUGCAAAAGGUGAUUGAGCGGCAGCAAUACCUUAAUAACCUGGAUGCACUGAAGAGCAAGUGGAUUCAGAAACCAAAAGACAAAAAAAAAGAAGAUGAGCAAAUAAGGGAUAAACGGCGCGAAGCCCUAAAAAAGUUAUCUGGUAAACCGAAGGAAAAUGAUAAUAUCCCCAGUACCAGCAAGAGGAAGCAAUCUACAAGUGUACCUACCGUGCAGCACUCCAAUCGCGGCGAGUUCCUUACCAAGGGAGUUGAAGGGCCACCGGCUAAAGUAGCCAAAAAGGACGAGGCUAAGCCGACGUUGAAAAAACCAGUUUCCAAUCGCCGUCACAGCAUUGAAUCCUUCUCCCAACAGCUCCAGGCAGCCGAUGGAGCCGUUCAUCACCCUCAACCACUUUGCCCCCGCCCCGCCGAGCGUAAGGAGGCUUGUCAGGCGCGGAACCAACGCACCUGCAACAAAGUAACCUUUGCCGAAAUGGAGCUUUACCGUCAAAAUGACGAGGAUCUCAAGCGGCUUGCUAAGAAACGAAGAAAAGUGCAUUUCAAUGACAACGUGACAAUACACAUUAUCGAUAAGGUAACCGGGGCCAGUGCUCGGGUGAAGGGUCGCAAGGAAAGCAUGAAGCUCAACCUCAGUUCAUAUCGCGAGCGCCGCGAAUGGUUUUGCAAGGGAAACAAACGAGUGAACGACAUACGACAGCACUCGCGAAGCAUCCUGGAAUGGGCUAACCAGUGGCUAAAGCAUGGCAGCGUUGAUGCGGUGGCCGAUAGAGAAGUCCUUUUGCCAAUCCCAAGUGAUUUUAAAUGUUUCAGGCAAUACUUGAACACCCUUGUACCGUUGAUGAAACUGGAGCUGCUCACAACUAUCGAAAGGGACUACAAAGUAAACGCCAAAAAUAGUUUUUCGGUCGGCCUAAAGACCGUUUCUUCCCAGGAUAACUGCUACCGCUUGGUAUGCAGAGUGAAUAGCAAGCCUUUUGGCAAAUUUGUAUUAUACACCCUUUCAAGUGGUACCCAACUGAACGAGACCUUUGCCAGUCUAGUGGACUUAAAAUGUGUGGGUGGCAACGUUUUUGACUUGACGUUUGAUAUUAUUAAGCAGGAUAUAUCUGAUGAGACGAUCAACAGCCUGAAGCAGUUGACCGCCCGUCCAGUGGUGGAUAGUCUUAGGGUCGAGUUAGGGGCUUUGAGUGCUGUCCAUCAGCUCUAUCGAUCGCCGCUCUGUCGUCGCAUCCUAAAGCCCACGCAAACGGUGAAUGAAGUUUCGCUUCCUAAACAGCCGUUUGUUUUUAAGGGAUGCAACAAGCUGAACGAACACCAGGAGCACAUUAUCAUUCGCACUUACCAGCGGGUUAUUGACGAUCUACAGCCCAGUCUCACCCUCAUUCAAGGUCCACCCGGAACGGGCAAGUCAAAGGUUAUUUCCGAAUUAUGUUUGCAGACUCUAUACGGAGUAGCCGCCAAACAGCUGGACCGCAAAAUCUUGAUUUGUGCUCAUUCCAACACUGCCGUGGAUCAUAUUGUUGGAAUGCUAGGUCGCGUAUUACGCCUUAUGAGCCACGACCACUUUCAAUUGCUGCGUUUCGGGAUGCACGAUAAGAUGACCCAUUAUUCGCAACCCUUCUCGCUGGAGGAGCAUUUCAAAAGACACAAGAAUAAGAAGGUUGAGCGACUUGGUGCGGAGAAUAUUGAAAUCCUAAAAAAGCAGCGCACCGAUUUAGAGGCGGAUAUCCUUCGGUUGAAGCAGAACCCGAAGCUGACAGGAACAUAUCUGCAGCAACAGUUGCACCAAAAAGAGCGACAGCUGCAGCUGAUCAACGAGCAGCUAAAUCCUGUGCUCACGCAGCGCGAGGAGUUCCAGAUCUCUCAAUCAAUUAUUAGUCAUGCCAAUAUCAUCUGCACAACGCUUUCAUCGUGCGUGAAGCUAGCCAACUAUGUGGACUUCUUCGACAUCUGCAUCAUUGACGAGGCCACCCAAUGCACUGAGCCCUGGACACUGCUGCCCAUGAGAUUCAGUCUUACCCACCUGGUUUUGGUAGGCGACACCCAACAACUGCCGGCGGUGGUGCUUUCCAAAAAAGCUACAGAAUAUGGCCUUUCCAAUUCGAUGUUUGAUCGCAUUCAGAGGAGCCUAGAUAAACAGCUAGAUAUGCCGGGUGGAAAUCAGUUCGUGCACACGAAAAUCUUCAAGUUAAGCGUGCAGUACCGCAUGCACCCGGAAAUUUGCCGUUGGCCAAAUAAGUACUUCUACGAGGAUCAGUUGGUGAAUGGUAAUGGCACCGAGCGUUUGGCUUCCCCGCUGAUACCCUACUGUGUAAUCAACCUGAGUUACACCCAAGAUAGCAGCGGUGCUCAGAAUAAAAGUAUUUGCAACGACGAGGAGGCGCGCUUUGUGGCGAAACUCCUGACGGAGAUGGACAAGUAUAUGCCCACCAAUCGCUACAGCUACGGCUUGAUUUCACCGUAUCAAAGCCAGUGCAUGGCCUUGAGUCAGGUGAUUCCGGAUCAUAUGCAACUUACGCCACAAACGGUGGACUCGUAUCAGGGUUUGGAAAAGGAUGUGGUCAUCAUCUCCAAUGCGAGGACACGCGGCUGCGGCUUCCUCACUAACUAUCAGCGUCUUAAUGUAGCGCUAACUAGACCCCGUCGUUGUCUGGUAAUAUGUGGCAACUUUCAAGAUCUAAAGACUGUGGACAUGUGGCGUCAGUUACUCGACGACGCUCGCCAGCGGAAGGUUUACUUUGAUUUGGAGCGCGCACAUGUGGACGACCUUCAAACCUCACUGAUUAAGAAGAUGAUGGUGAAACAAACUGAAGUUCUCUAGGGGAAAUCAACUAGCCCCAGCCGUUACAAAGUUGAAGUGAUUUUAUUGAAUAUUUAGCUUUAAGGGACCACACCAAGUUGAAAUUGGGAAAAGAGCUUCCUUUUAUGAAAUAGUGAACGAAAUUCGUUAAUUUUUUUUAUAUUCAUUCAUUUUCGUAUAUUUAACAUAGACACUUUAAGAUUUUUAAAUUGAAAUCUUUGUACACUUUGUUCAUUAAAACACCCCAAACUGCA